Pseudoliparis swirei is the source of this 6294-nucleotide messenger RNA. RefSeq names its product girdin-like. Gene Ontology annotation, cellular component: cytoplasm; centrosome. NCBI's taxonomy places the organism in Eukaryota, Metazoa, Chordata, Actinopteri, Perciformes, Liparidae. Gene Ontology annotation, biological process: cytoplasmic microtubule organization; cytoskeleton-dependent intracellular transport. Gene Ontology annotation, molecular function: microtubule binding; dynein light intermediate chain binding. The record is from RefSeq and is a predicted model, not a curated record.
UUGCGGGACGGAAUGCGGAUGGGAUAUUUGAACACCGUUAAACUGCUGGAGAAAAAACCCGCAGUGCCGAGAGGAGGACAUUCCCGACUGACGUCAGUUUCAAAAGGAGGUGGACCGGAACCCAUGUUGGAUGAAGAACAUGUAACCUCGGCGCUGGCCUGCCGCCCUGAUUGACAGUUCGGGAUGCUCGGUUGACAUUGAUCACCUGAUCACCCCCCACCCCACCCCCCACCCGCACGAGCCCGGUCGCGAUGGAAAGUGGAGUUGUUCUGCCCUGUGUUGAGUUCAUGCUCAGCCCGCUGGUCACGUGGGUGAGGACAUUCGUGCCACACGAUGGGGGCAUGCACCUCGACCUCUCCGUCUUACUGGAUGGAGUCUUUCUGAACGAUAUCAUGACACAGAUAAAUCCCUCGGCUACACCUCCGGGGGCAAAGAAAGCGAGCAAGAACCCAAGUCAGAGGAUCCAGAACCUGAAUGUACUCGUCCAACAAAUAAAGAUGUAUUAUCUGGAUAAUCUGAGGCAAUUAAUUAUGAUUCCUUUGCCAAAUGUGUUGCUGCUUGGCAGGACUCCGUACAGCGAACAAAGUCUGGAGGAAAUGAAGAAGCUUUUGCUUCUUCUGUUGGGCUGUGCAGUUCAGUGUGAGAAAAGGGAGGAGUACAUCGAGAGGAUCCAGACACUUGACUUUGACACGAAAGCCGCCAUCGCCGCACAUAUUCAGGAGGUGACCCACAGUCAGGAGAACGUGCUGGAUCUGCAGUGGUUGGAGUCCAGCGAAGUGCACGCGGAGGAGCUGGAGGUCGUGGCGAGGAACAUGGCCGCGCACCUCCGACAUGUGCUGGACCAGAGGGACACUCAUCAAGAGACCAUUGCAGAGCUGAUGCAGGAGAAGGAAGGAGGGGUCAGCCUGCUCAAUAGCCCCUCCAGCCCGCAGUCUGGCUGCUACUCUCCCAGCAUGCAGCAGCAGACAGGUGCUCAACAACACCUGGCCGUGGAGCUGGCUGACUCUAAGGCCAAGAUCAGACGACUGAGACAAGAACUAGAGGAGAAGAGUGAGCAGAUGCUGGACUGCAGACACGAGCUGGAGAACAUGGAGGCGGAGCUUAAGAGGAUCCAGCAGGAGAACUCCCAGCUGCUCGUAGACGCCCGCGCAGCUCGCGCCUACCGGGACGAGCUGGACGCCCUGAGAGAGAGAGCCGUGAAGGCGGACAAGCUGGAGAGUGAAGUGGGACGCUACAGGGAAAAACUGCACAAGAUGGACGUCUACAAGGCCAAAGUGGAGGAGCUAAAGGAGGACAACAGGGUUCUACAGGAGACUAAAGAUGUGCUGGAGGAUCAGUUGGCAGGCGGGAGGGCGCGCUCCGAUAAAAUCCACCAGCUGGAGAAGCACAGUCUGCUGCUGAAGGCCCGGGUCCAUGACCUGGAGCAGGAGAGGGAGGCAGAUCAGAGGCGCACCGAGGAGCUGCAGGAGGAGAACCUGGCUCUGUGUUUGGCUCAGAGGAGGAGCAUGGAGGAGUCCCAGCACCUGGGCUGGGAGUUAGAGCAGCUCACCAAGACCACCGAGAAGUCUCAGGGCCAGCAGACUCUGAGCGAGGAGGUUAGCGAGAGGACCUGCAGUCGGAUGCUGAAGCUGGAAAAGGAGAACCAGAGUCUCUUAAGGACCAUCGAGGAACUGAGAGCCGUCUCGAUGAACAAAAACACGCAGCCCAAACAUGUCUGCCAGGUGGUCUGCAGCACCAACAAUGGUACCUCAUCCACAGAUGAACCCGCGGGAUUGCAAACUGAUGUAUUCCCACACUGUGCAGAGACACAGCAGAUGCAGAACGGACAUUCGAACUGUGAUCAGCUAUUCCAUGCAGCAGAUCUGGAGCGAGUCCAGAGUGAGAUCCUCCUCACGGAUAAUCCAGACCUUCUUGUUCAGGAGAAAGGUCAGCUGGAGGAUGCACACCAAGGAGACCAUUUCAAAGAAAUGGUGUCUGAUCUGGAGGUCUUAGAAAACCAUCACAAUAGGCUCCAUUGUGUUGUUGGCUCACGCGAUCACUCCCCUGCCUCGAAGGGCAGUAGUCCCUGCCAUGACAGCAUCUUAACAGGUCUGCCAACGCGUUCCUCCUGUGCCAAAAAGCACACACAACGACUGGAGGCCAAGUGCAGGGCACUGGACACGGUAAACCAGCAUCUACAGACUUCCCUCGAUAACACAGACAGGAAGGUUCAGCGCCUGGAGGCAGAGGUUCAGGAGCUGGAGGCAGAAAACCAAAGUCUGCAGGCCACUUUAGAGCAACUUCAGAUUUCUGCACGGCGACAGGAGCAACUGGAAACGGAUAAGCAAAGCCUGGAGCAGGAAACCACAGUCCUGGAGAGGGAGAAGCGGCAGCUAGAGAAAGAGAAUCGACGGCUCCGCCAGAAGGCUGAAAUCCAGGAAGCCAAUUUAGACAGCAGCAGUGUUUUUAUGGCCAGCCUGGAAAGGGAGAUGCGUUUCCUCGUCAAGGAGGUGGAAGGGUUAAGGGAGACUGCUGAGAGGGUCAACGGCCUGGAGAGAGACAACAGAGAACUGACCAAGCAGGCUGCUAUUGAUCAGAAGACCCUGGCCAUGCUCAGAGAGGAGCUGGUGAGCGAGAAGCUGAAGACGCAGCAGAGAUACAACGAACUGGAGACGCUGGCCCACGAGUUGGAGAUGAGGGUUCUGAACCAGGAGAGUGCCGAGCAGGCUGAACAGGAAACACUAGACAACAGCAGGUUCAAGAUGCUGGAGUCCGAAUUAGAGUCGUCUCUGAAAAGAUCUCUUCAGAUUAAAGAGGACAAGAUGGCAGCUUUAGAGGCCCGUCUACAGGAAUCCUCCAGCCUGAACCAGCAGCUGCGCCAAGAGCUCAAGACCGUGAAGCUGAGCUAUGAGGCCUUGCAACAGAGGCAGGAGGAAGAGUGGACGGCGUUGAGUUCCACUCCUCCCAGGGACACCGGCCGGGCAAUGAGCGAAUGGCUGCGUGAAAGCCAGGAGGCCACCAAGGAACUGCUGAAGCUCAAAGACCGCCUCAUUGAAGUGGAGAGGAAUAACGCGACCCUUGAGGCCGAGCGCCAGGCGAUGCAGGCCCAGCUGAGGCAGCUGGGGAGUCAGUCUGCCAGCCAGCAGGCUCAGAUCCUCGCCCUGCAGCGGCAGGCUGCCUCGCUGCAGGAGAACAACACCGCCCUGCAGACACACAACGCCAACCUGCAGGUGGAAAAAUCCACUCUGAACUCUCAGAGCGCUUCCCUCAUGGCCCAGAUGGCCCAGUGCUGGCAGCAGCAGUCGGGGAGAGCGGACAACGACAGAGCGAAGAGCUGCGAAGAGCUGCGGGGGGUUCAGGAGCAGCUGCUAAGAGACCACGAGCGUCUGGCAGCGCUGCACGAACGCCAAGCCAUGGAGGACGAGGCCCUGAUGGGCAAGCACGGCUGUUUGAAGAAAGCCCAUCGCACGCUGGAGUUGGAGUAUCGCACGCUGCAGGACAGGUACAAUAGCCUGUUGCAGCAGCGGACCAAGCUAGAGGACCUGGAGAAAGCUCUGAAGGAGGAGCAAGUAAGGAUGUCUCUGGAGAAAGAGCAACACAGGACCACGGCUGCAGAGUGUUGCAGACUCCGGGACGAGAAGGACUGGCUAAACCAGACAUACCGUCAUCUUCUCAAUGACAACGAGUUGCUGAUGGCGGAUCACAAGCAGCUCAAGAGCCAGCUGAACGAGGCCAAGCUGGAGCAGACCUGGCUGGAGGCUGACUUCUCCAAACUCAAGAAGGAGUUUCAGCAGCUGGACAUCACCUCGACAAAGCUCACCAACCAGUGUGAGCUGCUGAGCCAGUUGAAGGGGAACCUGGAGGAGGAGAGUCGUCACCUGCUCAGCCAGAUCGAGACCCUGAUGCUGCAGAACCGAACCCUGCUGGAGCAGACCAUGGAGAGCAAGGACCUGUUUCACGUGGAAGAGCGGCAGUACAUUGACAAGCUUAAUGAUUUGAGGAGACAGAAAGAGAAGCUGGAGGAAAAAAUAAUGGACCAGUAUAAGUUUUAUGAGCCGUCGCCUCCACGUAGGCGUGGGAACUGGAUCACUCUGAAACUGAAGAAGUUGAUUAAAUCCAACAGCCGUGAGCACGGACCGCCCCCCGACCGCCCGCCGACGCCCACGCACGGCGCCGGCGCCGAGCCGCGCCUCUCCUGCGCCGACAACCGCUCCUUCGUCAGCUCGGAUGGCUCUGGAGGCUCCGCCUCCACCUUGGCAGGUGAUGCCGUCUCACCCCAACGUAGCAGCACCACCAAAAUGUUUCCCCGUAUAAGGAACAGGCUGAAGGACAGAGACAAAGUCAAGUCCCUCUUCCGGCGUUCCACGUCCUCGGACAGCUCGGCGUACCCCUCCGCCCCGUUCAAGGAGGAGCGGCGGGCAGACGGCUCCGCACAGCUGGAAGCGUUAGAGGCGGAUGUUGAGGAGGACGGGAAGAACACAUUGUCCUCAUCCCGUUCCACAUCCAUGUUAUCCAUCCUCCACCUUAAUCUUCCCACCACUCCACCAUCUGGCCACGUCGGCAUCACUACCACUGACACCGCCGACACUGAUCCAGAUGUUUCUGAGCUCUGGGUGACAGACAAGAAUUCAAACGACUGUGCCGUGCCGUCUGGAUUUGAGGACAGCGACGCGCUCCAGAAUCAUGGGCUGAAUGGCGUCCAGAGUCGAGCCCAAAGCGAGAGCAGCGGUGAGUUCAGCAUGAGCCUGGAAAACGAGCCGUGGUCCAACGGCAGCAGCCCGGUGCAGCAUCCCCCAUCACGCCGCUCCUCCUCCUCCUUCCAGCCCCCCUGCGACACCUCCACACCCCAACACACGCUGAAGCACCACCGGGAAAAAGCUUCCACUCUGCCCGCCGCCAACAGCCUGCAGCAUCCGGUUGUCCAGUCUCUACCCAAGCAGAGACCCCCAGUGCUCUCUCACGACUUCUGGCUCGCGAGGGGCACGAAGAGCAUCCGCAGGGGGUCCAGAGGGAAAGUGGCUCGUCGCUUGUCGGAUGGAGCGGGCGCAUUAAAAAUGAACCCCGGGGUCAACGGGGUGACCUCUAAAGCUGAAACUAGCCGGGCCUUAGUGUGUUCGCCCAUCGCAGUGCUGUACGUUCAGGGUCAGUCGUCCUCGAUGUCCGGCUGCCUCAACUGCUUCUCCACCCCUCUGGGGAAACAGGGCCGACGGAAAGGGCCCGGGUCGCCCACGAGUCUCCCCCGGGCCAGCAGUGUCAUUUCCACUGCAGAGGGGUCGUCCCGACGCGCCAGUGUAAUCGGGGAGUGCAGGGUGCCGGUCAAGACCGACUCGCUCUCGGUUCAGGUCUCCGAUACGGAUCCGUCGAGUCAGCCUGAGCCCGAGACGAUCGACAGUGAGCCCGAGCCUCCUGUCAAACCUCCCAGAGACCCAGCAGCUGUUGUUGUUGCUCCCACAGACGACCCCAUCAGGUCUCCAGUGGAGGAGUCACUUUUUUUUGACUCCUCUUUCACUUUCAACUCUGUCUUCUCCAACACCAUUUUCAGUGAUUCUGCGGUCACGACCGUGGCCAGUAUGGAUGCCCUUGAAAACAACCAGAGCGUCCUCGGUCUGAAUCCAUCUCUGGUGCACGAUGGUCCACUCGAGAGUGAGGAGGUCACUCCUGACACGCCACAAACACUCACCGUGGUUAAUGAGCAGAGUCAGAACGCAGAACAUGCACCUGGGUUGAUGGAGGAGAAGGACAAGACGCUCGCCAUGCAAUGAAAGCAGCUGCCCACGUCAUUGAAUAUUGUCUAAUUUAAUAAAGUUGGUAGAUGCAACAAGGCCAUCACAUCAAAAGAGACUGUAAUAUAAUAUGUUUGCAUUUUAUUCCACUAAAUACCUGCAGUAUACCAUGAUCCUAAAAAGUGUUUUAAGUUCCUUUUGGUUCAGAUUGUUUUCCCCAUUGUUUCUCAGCAUAUUCAGAUAUCUGAGGAAUAGUUGUAUUAACUUUCCAUUGUGAUUGUCUCUUUCAUAUAACUUUGCCCUCAUUUGUCCAUUUUACAUAGAUUGGUGUUAGGCCUGUUUAAUUGACCACAUUGUCUCUUGUUCUGUGACAUUUGUGUUUGCCAAAAUAUGUUGUUAAUUCCUGCUGUUGCUGUUGUAUUUAUUUCCUGUACCUCAGACAUUUUUUUUUUAAUGAUUGUUACAUGUUGAUCGCUUAGUCUGUGAGAUUUAAAUGUGAGCCUUAGGGAAGUGUGAAACUGUAAAUCUUGUAAAUUAGAAUGUGUACCUGAAUGCUAUUUUACCUGAAAUAAAGAGACCCAUAAAAGAUGUA